Molecule: messenger RNA, 930 nt
Organism: Suillus paluster
Lineage: Eukaryota; Fungi; Basidiomycota; Agaricomycetes; Boletales; Suillaceae
Exons: 5
Coding region: 1-930 (309 amino acids)
Source: RefSeq, a predicted model, not a curated record
AUGGCCAGUUCACUUUUUGAUGGCCAGUCAGAAGUAGAGUACUUGCUCCAGACUGAAUUGAAGAUUUUGUCAUUCUUGCUAAAAGACCGAGUCUCUCCUGGCAAUCUUUGGGAAAUUGUUGGGGAGCGCACUAUUGAAGCGAAACAGGAGGGAAUAUUGCGCCAACACCAAAGCAAUUACUUUGCUGAAUUUCAGGGACAAAGGCAUGUAAUCGUAGAGCAUAUUCUUAUGGAGGAAAGGAAGAAAAGAAGUCAGAUGGAGGUGUCCUUGUACCGUCAGGCUAUUGAACAUGUGCAGCAGCACCGGAUGUUCCAUCGUUUUGCAUGUCCAGUCAAGCGUGACAUCAGGUCUCCCUCGACAUGCUCAGCCUGUCCGACAGUUACGCGAGAGAAAUGUGAAGCUUGGUUAGGGGGACGAUACGCCCACCCCCUCUCAGAUGCCCCACCUCUGAUGGGACAUUACUGUUUUUUGCAUGCUUCCACUCAUUCAACAUCUGGUUUCAUCCCUGCACACAACGACAAAUGGACAUCCGUCAUUCUAAAUUGUGUCGGCGCUUCAUUAUCCCUGUUGAGCACAUGUGUAGCUGUCGACGUCCAAGAAGCCUUCUAUGAUGCAUUCCAUGCAGAACAAGCCUGCCAGGCAGGAUUAAUGACACAGUCUUUUACUGUUAAUGGCGACCUAUAUCAUCGCGACAUCGGGUUGGAGCUACUUAUCUUGCAGGCAAAAAUGCGCUGCGCCCAAGCAGAGAUAGACCUCUAUAUGGUGGCCACCAAAAAUGCUCGUGAAUUCGACUCUUGUGACAACAUUAGCGUGUCGUCAUCUUCUGGUGGUUCUAAUCCUCCGCCUCUGCCUCGACCAGACAAAUUGUACUACUAUGACAUAGACCGUGAUGAUGUGACGGAUGACUUUGAUAAUUUCCAAUUUGAGUAA